Messenger RNA from Octopus sinensis (East Asian common octopus), 2224 nucleotides. RefSeq names its product ras-related protein Rab-39B. Bases 983 to 1627 code for a protein of 214 amino acids. Lineage: Eukaryota; Metazoa; Mollusca; Cephalopoda; Octopoda; Octopodidae. Gene Ontology annotation, biological process: Rab protein signal transduction. The transcript is spliced from 2 exons. Gene Ontology annotation, cellular component: Golgi membrane. Gene Ontology annotation, molecular function: GTP binding; GTPase activity. The record is from RefSeq and is a predicted model, not a curated record.
UCUCUUUAGCUAAGCUACAUCCUCUUUGUCAUAGUCUCUAUUAGUUCUCAUACUCUCUCCCAUUGCUGCUCCUCCAACUGCAUUUUUCCCUACCCCUGCUCUCCUCUCUCUCUCUCUCUCUCUUUAUUUAAUCUACAUCCUUUCCUGUAAUUGUCUCUCAAACCUUCACACACUCUCUCUAAUCUACAUCUUCUUUGUCAUCACCGCUACUCCUUUAUGACUUUCUACUUUUCUACCUUUGUUCUCUCUCUCUCUCGCUUUCACCCUCUAAUUAUCUAACUAAGCAUUCCGUCCCUCACUUGUUUCUCCAACUCUUCCACCCUAUUUAUUACUCAUGUCUCACUAACAGCUACACCACCAUCUCUGCUUCUAAUAAUUCCAGCGACAAAUAGGAAAAAAAGCAGAUAAGAAGAGUGAGACGGGGUUUCUUCGGUUUAAAGAAAUUUGAGGAAAUGAUGCUGGUUGUUGAUGUCUGAUGUUGGUCCAUAUGUUCUUUGGAUUGCUUCAACCAAGUGUUUCUUCGAAAAUAUGUUUAUCAGACAAUCAGAAUAAACGAGACUUCAAUACUACUACUAAUAAUAAGACGGUCGAUAGAGUGAUUAGUUGAAGACGAACAAGAUAUAGACUUUUAGUUUCCUUCUUGUUUGGUCAUUUUGUAUUGAUAAAACCUUAGUAGAGAAAGAGUAAAUUGCUGCUAGUAACGAUAUCUUCUGAAUUUCCAGAACCUUUUAGCAGUUUUCGCUAUAGUAUCAUCAGUUUUACUGUUAUUUAUGUAGUCAAGGAUUUAUACAUAUUUAUAUUUACAGUAAUACAUACAGAGAGGAUAAGAAACAAGAGAAAUUCUCUUUUAAUAAUCUAAGAAACUCUGUGUGGAAUGUAAGGCUUUCAGUGAGAAAAAAAAAACUAUAUAUAUAUAGAAAUAUAUAUAUAUAAAUAAGGGGGAAAAGUUAGAAAGCCAAAGGAAAGCUUUGCAUUUAUAAUAAUGGUGGAACCAAUAUUCGAGUACCAGUUUCGUCUAAUACUGAUUGGAGACAGCACAGUUGGUAAAUCUUCACUGCUCAAAUACUUUACUGAUGGUAAAUUUGCUGAGGUGUGUGACCCGACCGUUGGGGUGGAUUUUUAUGCUCGCUUAAUCGAAGUUCGACCCGGCAUCCGUGUGAAGUUGCAGUUAUGGGAUACAGCUGGCCAGGAACGAUUCAGAUCCAUAACAAGAUCUUACUACCGAAACUCUGUUGGAGCUUUAAUAGUUUAUGACAUAACAAAACGCAGUAGUUUUGAACACUUGGAGGAUUGGUUGAAAGAGUCGCAGUUGCAUAUAGAACCACAUAAGGCUGUUUAUCUGAUUGUUGGCCACAAAUCAGAUAAGGAUAAUGAUCGUAAAGUGACAACCCGGGAAGGACGUCAAUUUGCUGAAUAUCAUGGACUAAGAUUUUUAGAGACUUCUGCCAAAACUGGUACUAAUGUGGAAGAAGCCUUUCUAGUUGUUGCUAGAGACAUAUAUCAAAUGUUAGAAGAAGGUAAAAUUACAGUUGAAGAAGGCUGGGACGGUGUGAAAAAUGGUUUUGCUCGACCCAAAGAGACUUUACAUUUAGUAGAGGGUGAACCAGAAGGUGGAGGUUGCUGUUGACUAUUCUCAUUCUUACGCAAUAGUUUUUCAACUACUUCCACUGCAAUCUUUCACCUCUCUUACUUUUUUCCCUGUAAUUCCGUCAUGUUUUAGCUGGAAUUCAUCUUGUAAGAGACUUCUUCCUUACAAAAUCUGUUUCCUAUAUGACUGAAAUCACUGACGAUUUAUUUUAGAGGUCGUUUCAAUAUCGAUGAGAAAACCAAAAAAUUUCUAAUCUAAAUAUUCAUUGUGUAAAUGUCUAGUUUAAAAUACUAUUGCUUGCUUCACAAUCUUAAUUUGUAUAUUAUUUGCCAGUCAACCAAAAUCAUUUAAUGAUUCUCCAUUUUCCCAAGAAAAUUGUUUUAUUAAAACAAUAAAAUAUUCAAAUGAAUCAAAAUUUAAUCACAAAAUUCCUCAUCCCCCAAUCUCAAUGCAAUGAGAGUCAUUCAUCCUCUAGCAGCAAAAUUUUCAAUAACUAACUUUUCAGGUUGGACAGAAAUAUUGCCUUGUAUUUAAUUUGGUAUAACUGAAUGAUUUGAUAUAAAAAAACAAAACAAAAAACAAAUGAGAUGUGUUAAUGAUUUGGAAAUGAUCAACCGAGAAGAUACUAAGAAAUUC